CUCUCCCUCCAGGCAUGGCGCUGUCCUGGGCCCUUGCUGUCCUGAGCCUCCUUCCUCUGCUGGAAGCCCAGAGCCCGGAGUGUGCCAACCUCACAGCGGCACCUAUCACCAACGCCACCCUGGACCAGCUCUCCGGCAAGUGGUUUUACAUCGCCUCGGCCUUCCGCUACCCGGAGUUCAACGAGUCGUCUAGAACGAUCCAAGCGGCCUUCUUUUACUUUGACAUCAACUACACAGAGGACAAAAUACUGCUCAGAGAGUACCUAACCAUAGGGAACCAGUGCGUCUAUAACUCCAGCUAUCUGAAUGUCCAGCGGGAGAAUGGGAGUCUGUCUAAACACGAGUUCGGCAAAGAACAAGUUGGCUACCUCCUGCUCACCAAAGAUCCCACGACCUUCAUGCUUGCCUUCUCCCCGAAAGACGAGCAGAACAUGGGGCUGUCCUUCUACGCUGACAAGCCGCAAGCGACCCAGGAGCAAAUGAGAGAGUUCCACGAAGCCAUCGUGUGCAUGGGCAUGCAGAAGUCAGAAAUCGUGUACUCCGAUGAGAAACAGGAUGUGUGUGGGCCAUUGGAGAAAGAGCACCAGGAAGAAAAGCAGAAGGAAAACAAGGGGUCCUAGGAGGACACAGCUGGGGUUAGGAGCUUGGGGACCCUGGGACCCAUCCUCAGCCCUACGCCCACCCUUUG
This is a messenger RNA of Prionailurus viverrinus (fishing cat), 688 nucleotides long. RefSeq names its product orosomucoid 1 (gene ORM1). Bases 15 to 620 code for a protein of 201 amino acids. The transcript has 6 exons. The record is from RefSeq and is a predicted model, not a curated record. NCBI's taxonomy places the organism in Eukaryota, Metazoa, Chordata, Mammalia, Carnivora, Felidae. Gene Ontology annotation, biological process: regulation of immune system process.